AUGGCAACAAAAGCAGCCCACAAGCGUCUGACCCGCGAAUAUGCCGCCCUCGCUGCUCAACCCGUCGAAUACAUUACCGCCCACCCAGCCGAAAGCAACAUCCUAGAGUGGCACUACGUCCUGACCGGCCCACCACAAACACCCUACCACAACGGCCAAUACUGGGGGACCCUCACCUUCCCGCCGGACUACCCUUUCGCACCACCUGCCAUCCGGAUGCACACACCCAGCGGCAGGUUUAGAUGCAGCGAGAGAUUAUGUCUAAGCAUAAGUGAUUUCCACCCCAAGAGUUUCAAUCCUGCUUGGGAAGUCUCUACGAUCUUACUCGGGGUAUUGAGUUUCAUGACUAGCGAGGAUAUGACUACGGGCUCCAUAUCUGGAACGGAAGCGCAAAGGAAGGAGUUCGCCGCGCGGUCGAGAUGGUGGAAUAGUACGGGUGGUGGGAGUACGGAUCGGACAUUGGGUGGGAGUUUGAAGCCUAGUAGCAACACGAAGGGAUUCGGAAGUAUCAAGUCGGGUGACGGAGGGAAGAAGUUCAAGGAGCAGUGGCCUGAGCUGGACGAGGAGAAUUGGAAGGCGAUUGAGGAGCAGAAGAUUGAUCCGCAGACUGGACGGUCUUUAAUCCUGGCACCCGCACAGAACUGCUCGCCCGAGACUGCGGCUUUGAGGAAGAGGGCAAGCGGGAGUACGGCUGGGCUUGGAGCUGUGGUGGAAGGUGGUCAGGCGGCACGAGACGCUGGCCAGGGGUGGCUAGGGAGGAAUUGGGGUAAGCUGGUGGUGGCGACACUGUUUGUGUUGCUUAGUGACGUUCAGUCGUGA
Messenger RNA from Recurvomyces mirabilis, 819 nucleotides. It is a transcript of the gene UBC6, whose product is annotated as Ubiquitin-conjugating enzyme E2 6. The transcript has 2 exons. NCBI's taxonomy places the organism in Eukaryota, Fungi, Ascomycota, Dothideomycetes, Mycosphaerellales, Teratosphaeriaceae. The record is from RefSeq and is a predicted model, not a curated record. Bases 1 to 819 code for a protein of 272 amino acids.